Molecule: messenger RNA, 3109 nt
Organism: Amphibalanus amphitrite
Lineage: Eukaryota; Metazoa; Arthropoda; Thecostraca; Balanomorpha; Balanidae
Product: transcription factor E2F7-like
Exons: 6
Coding region: 30-1349 (439 amino acids)
Biological process (GO): regulation of DNA-templated transcription
Cellular component (GO): transcription regulator complex
Source: RefSeq, a predicted model, not a curated record
CGCUGCGCCGCGGCGCCUCCGAGCCGGCCAUGGCGGCCACGGCCAGCCCGGCGCCGCUGACGCCCUGCACGCCCGUCUCGGCGGACCGUCUGUCGGCGCUGGACCGCGGCGACCGCACCCUGGGCGUGCUCACACAGAAAUUCGUCAUGCUGCUGCUCGUCAGUGACCGGCCGUACCUGAGUCAGGACGUGCUGGCGCGCGUGCUGCUCGGCCAGGACGGCCUCUCGCCGGACGGCCAGCACAAGGCCAAGGUGCGCCGCCUGUACGACAUCGCCAACAUCCUGCAGAGCGUCGGCCUGGUCGGCAAGGACGUCAGCACCGGCCGGCGGCCCGUCUUCACCUACACGGGGCCCAACGUCGAGCCCAUCGACGUCGACCCCGCCACGCAGCGGUCCCGCCACUCGCUGAUCCAGGGUCUGACGCCGCUCUCCAGCCGGAUAGUACCCGCUCCGAUACUGGCGGGCCGCCGCGGCGCCGGCACCCCGCGCUCGGCCACAGCCACGCCGCGGUCCGGGCAGACUCCGGCCGCCACCCCGGAGGGCACUCCGCGCGGCGCCGGAGCCGGCCUGUGUCGGCCCGCCUCUCUGGACGACAUCUGCCGGGUGACGGCGCUCGAGCGGCACCGGCUGUUCGAGCAGGACGUCGACGCCAGCCGCGGCAAGAGCGUGCUGAAGCGGCGGCUGGCCGAGGUGCAGCGCGCCCAGGCGGAGGUGAAGCGCGCCCGGCCGGCGCCGGCCGCCGUCCAGCGGCAGCUCUCGCCGGCUCAGCACAGCCAGCUCAGCGGGCUCGGCAUCAAACGCAUCCUGAUCCGGGCCGGCGACGGCACCAGCCAGGAGAUCUGUGUCCGCGAGGCGGCGCCGGCCGGCCGCGGCGACGGCCCGGCGCCGGUCGGCAGCCGGCUGGAGGCGGCCCUGCGCGGCGCCUGGCUAACGGCCGGGCCGGCGGCCACCCCGCGGCCCCCGCGAGCGCCGCCCGCACAGAACAACAAACAGAUGGUGGUGGCGUACCAGCUGGUGCCCGUGGUGCGGACGGUGACGGCGGCCACACCCGAGAACGGACCCCAGACGCCUCUCCCGCUCCUGUACGACGAGCAGACGGUCCUGCAGCUGCCGGAGGGCGCCGGUCUGGAGCCGGCCGGCCUGGUACCCACCGCUGUGCCCACGGCCACCCCGGAGAGCCUGCUGACGCCCGGCACCAUGAACCUUGUCCGCGAAGCCGUCUCGUCCGGCACAAUAAAGACGGUGUGCAACAUGUCGCUGACGCCGGAGGAGCGGCCGGCCACUGCCGCCGGGGAGGCGGGCCGCUGCCGGCCGGCGCCGCGUGCCAGCCGCCGACUACAGAUGGACUGAACGGGGGAAACGCCGUCAUACAGGCGGUACCGCGCGCCAGUCGCCGACUCCAGAUGGACUGAACGGAGGACACACCGUCAUACAGGCGGCACCGCGCGCCAGACGCCGACUGCAGAUGGGCUGAGUUGUUGGAGGAGGGAGGUACACCUGCGCCAGCCCCCGACUGCGGAUGGACUGAACUAGGGGAGAGUUCGCUCACCGACGGCCCACACUAGCGGUCAGACUGCCAGCACACACUGCCAGUGACACUGUCAGACUGUCAGCACAGAGCGGACAGUCGGUCACACUGUCAGACUGUCAGCACAGAGCACAGAGCGGACAGUCGGUCACACAGCUGCCAGACUGCAGGACUAUUAGCGACCAGAACAGACUGCCGAGCGAACUGCCGGUCACACUGCCAGCACUCAGCGAACCCUGCAGCUUACCAGGCUGUUGGUUACAUCUCAACGACUAAUUCAUUAGGGACACAGAGAGGACUGCAUCACGGGGAUUCCUUCAUCAAGCAUGUUCGUCGAUCAUCAGAAAACGUGUUUAAUGACUUCAUAAGCGUAGCUCAGCGUUACUUGCUGGUGACAUUCCUCUGGCUUCUGAGUGCUUACCGAGCAAGAGGCAUGGCUGCUUUCGAAAGAGGUGUGUUUCAUUUGGCACAUGUCUCAGGUUCGUCUUUGAAUUACUUGCGUAGAUAAUUUGUGACAUUCGCAUUGUAUGUAUGCCUUUUUAAUUGGGGACAUUCCUAUUGAUGUGUGCCUGCGUAAGACGGUUGCAUAACUUGUGGCAUCGGUUAGGCGGGCGUUAAAUGUAUGAGAAAAACAGCUGUUCGAUUGUUAGACUGAAAACCUCGGCAUUGCAGCAUUGAGUCUCGUUAGGCGUAGAAGUAGUCUAUGUUACCUAUAAAUCAUUAACAUUAUGCUAAGCGUAUCAUGUUCUAAUGUGGUGUUAAUCAUUGCUCAAACUCAUCAACAUCAGUAUAGGUACACUGCGCCGCUUCGAUAAUUAGAAGCGCAGGUAAUUGAGCUCAAUCCGUUGACCGCGAAUCUCGAACCACUGCCAACAGCAAUCACUAAUUGCGAUCACUAAUCACUCGAAUAAUAGUAGCACACAGUAGCAAUGUUGUGAUUGAUUUAAUUGACGUAAUACCGAGCUGCAAUGUGCUUAACGAAGAUACGCUUUGCCGACGCUCACGUAUUGUCCAGAAGUCUCGCUCAUUUGUCAUCGCUGUAUCAUUGCCGCCGAGUCAUCCAUAAACCAUCGGGAACAUACUCGGUUCUCCAUUGACUCUCCCGUGGUCGGUCGGGGGAGGUCGGACCACCGUCGGCCCCGGCCGCCAGCCUGCCGAUUGUCAGGUGUUUGGGUCGGCCAUCACCCAUACGGUUCAGCCGCUGUGACCAGCCGUUCGCCCACUGCCCAGUAGCGGGCGGUGGGCAGAAUUUCAGAGUGCUUUUUCCAAAGAGGUCGGUUUUGGAGAGUGCAGGUGGGGUAGCGUAGUUUGGGAGUGUUUGUUUCGUACGGAGCCCGGUGUAGGAGUGUUUGUUGGGCGCAGAGGCCGGUUGUGGGUAGCGUUUGUAGUGUCUGUGCCGUGUCUGGCUGGGCCCCGGCGCCGCGCCGAGCAGCCGUUACCACAUGAAUGUGAGGCCGGCGGCCGCGGCAACCCGGGCCUGUGCGUAUGGGUGAGCUGGUGUUUUGUAAGUCUUGCGACAAUCCCUUAUCCGAAUGCUGCGUGUAGAUAACUUGUCAAUAAAGGUAUUUGUUUUCUUGGCAUA